Merops nubicus (carmine bee-eater) is the source of this 976-nucleotide messenger RNA. It is a transcript of the gene VAT1, whose product is annotated as vesicle amine transport 1. The record is from RefSeq and is a predicted model, not a curated record. NCBI's taxonomy places the organism in Eukaryota, Metazoa, Chordata, Aves, Coraciiformes, Meropidae. Gene Ontology annotation, molecular function: zinc ion binding; oxidoreductase activity. The annotation marks the transcript as partial. The transcript has 5 exons.
GUUGGUGAUAAGGUAAUGGUCCUGGCUAGGUCAGGGCUCUGGCAAGAAGUGGUGAAUGUGCCAGCCAGUCAGACUUUCUUGAUGCCUGAGGGGAUGAGCUUUGAGGAAGCUGCUGCUCUUCCUGUCAACUACAUCACUGCCUACAUGAUCCUGUUUGACUUUGGAAACCUGAGACCCAACCAGAGUGUCCUCAUCCACAUGGCUGCAGGUGGUGUGGGAACUGCUGCCAUCCAGCUGUGUAAGACUGUAGAAAAUGUCACCAUUUUUGGCACAGCAUCUGCCGCCAAGCAUGAUUCACUCAAGGAGAGUGGGGUCGCUCACCCUAUUGACUACAGAACAAUGGAUUAUGCAGAGGAGGUCCGGAAAAUCUCUCCCAAAGGUGUUGAUAUUGUCCUGGACCCCCUGGGAGGAUCCGAUACGUCCAAAGCAUUUAACCUGUUGAAGCCAAUGGGCAAAGUCAUCACUUACGGGGUAGCAAACCUGCUCACUGGACAGAAGAAGAACCUCAUGGCUAUGGCUAAAACCUGGUGGAACCAGUUCAGCAUCAAUGCCUUGCAGCUCCUGCACCACAAUAAGGCUGUGUGCGGCUACCACCUUGGAUAUAUCACUGAAGAAUAUGAGCUUGUUGGAGGUGUCGUAGCCAAGCUGCUUGACCUGUACAGUCAAGGCAAAAUCAAGCCCAAAAUAGACUCUGUAUGGCCCUUUGAUCAGGUGGCAGAUGCCAUGAGGCAGAUGCAAGAGAAGAAGAAUGUUGGAAAGGUCAUUCUGGUUCCUGAAGCACCCAAGGAAGAAUCCAAAAAAGAAGAAAACUGAAGAGAAGAAACGUGUGAAGAUUGUGCAUUCAUGGUUUAACUCCCUGAUCUCUUUGGGACCUGGAAAUGGACAGAUCAGUAGCUUCCAUCUUCACCAGUACAAGAACAUCAUGAUUAAAGUUCAGAUGAGGUUUGCAUGCUCUCCUUGUGACUGACCCUUUGCC